Molecule: messenger RNA, 2684 nt
Organism: Bactrocera latifrons
Lineage: Eukaryota; Metazoa; Arthropoda; Insecta; Diptera; Tephritidae
Gene: d4
Product: zinc finger protein ubi-d4 B
Exons: 3
Coding region: 258-1772 (504 amino acids)
Biological process (GO): nervous system development
Cellular component (GO): nBAF complex
Source: RefSeq, a predicted model, not a curated record
GAAAAGUGAAAAAUGUAUUUUUAAUAAGAAAACAUUGUUCUUUUUGUAUAUUGUAACUAAAAGAGUUUAAAAAAAACGUUACUAAAUUACUGGUAUCGUUUCGGAAUAUUAAACACUUCGAAGUUGGUAUAAAACAACCUUCUAUAUCUGCCAGACUGUUUUGUGCAAACACACAGAUUCACACGCAUACAAAUAUACGUAAAAGUAGUCCAUUCAACUUUGUCGAGAAUUAAUUCAAAAGCAUAGUAAAAGGGAUAAUGGCUUCCGAAAUUGAAGUUGUAAAUCUCAACAACUUUGAGAAAAUACAGAAUUUUCUAAAUGACUCAGCGUACAAGGAAAUAUUGGAAAAUAGUGAAAACUUCAAUACACGAUUAUGUAUCGAACGUCGUCUGCGUAUGCCAUUUUUGGAUCCGCAAACUGGUGUUGCGCAGACACAUUGUGCUUUAUUCAUGAAACAACGUCAACGUAUGCCUGGUUUUCGGGACGGUCAAAUAUACACCUAUCCAUCAGCACGUUGGCGCAAACCGAAACGUCAGUAUUUGCUUAAUCAUCACCAUAGUUACCGGGCCUACCAGUAUCGUGAACCACACUACCAUCAAUCCACUGGCAAUGCCUCAGGGCGCGAUCAUUAUCAAACAGAAAGUGCUGCAAUCGUCGCAGCAGAUGGCAAUUCCAUGAGUGCUUCAGGUGAUAAUGACAGCAAAGAUUCGCAUGCCAAUCCAGAAAAGGAUUGGUUUCAUGAGGACAUUGACAUGUCGCACUAUCACCAUGUCGAUGAUUUCGAGGAAGAUUUUGAAUCAGAUAAUGACUACGAUGAUAUAGCGUAUAGCAGCCGUGGUAAACGUAAGCGAGGUUCACGCUCUGCUCGCAAAAGUACAGCAACUGCUGAUGGCACUCCAAAACGUGGCCGUAAAGGUGGCGGCAGCCGUCGGCGCAAUAACGCAGAUGGUGAAGGUGGCGGUCGUCGACGUGGUGGCGCUAAUAAUGCCAACAACAACAAUGCAAAUACAGCGGCUGCAGCAGCUGCCGCAGCUGCUGCUGUGGCGGCUGCAGCUAGUGUUGUAGCUUCUAGCAUGGAGAUUAGCAACUCUAACUCAGCUUCGCCGAUUGGUACGAAUGAUGAAACUUCGCAAUCGGCAAUUGUAAUGCCAACUACUGCUGCACCGAGUGCGGGCACAACUUUCGAUAAAACCAUAAGUGAACCGAAUGUAGUGCCUACUGUCGCUGCUGUCACUACUGAUGUUGUGGCGCCCGUGCUACCCAGUACAAGUGCUGUUAGUGGUGUUACAAGUGUCGCUGCCGCACCAACUGUUACACCACCAGUGACAGCGGCUGCAAGUGUUGCUGCGCCAGUUAUUGCAGCUGGUGGUGCCGUAAAGAAAGAUCUUAAAAAUAAACUGCGCACCGAUCGUGAGGUAGCCACGCCAUCAACUUAUUGCGAUUUCUGUUUGGGUGAUCAGCGUGAGAACAAAAAGACAAAUUUACCCGAAGAAUUAGUGUCAUGUUCGGAUUGCGGCCGUUCCGGUCAUCCCUCUUGUCUACAGUUUACGCCAAAUAUGAUUAUCUCGGUGAAACGUUAUCGCUGGCAAUGCAUCGAAUGUAAAUAUUGUUCCAUAUGCGGUACUUCGGACAAUGAUGAUCAAUUGUUAUUCUGUGACGAUUGUGAUCGCGGCUAUCAUAUGUAUUGUUUGUCACCACCAUUAAUUACGCCGCCCGAGGGUUCGUGGAGCUGCAAACUUUGUAUGGAUGAGUUUCAUAAGGAUGAAAAAUAAUAAAGCUUAAACGCAAUGGCCAACGAAAUAUAAUGAAUACCACUUCCAGUAAAUAGCAACAAUGGAAAUAGACUGAGUUGAAUUAAGAACACGAAAUUGUUUAAAACGGAGCACUGCGACUUGGUCUUACACAAAUAUAUAAAGUUUUCUCAUUUAUAUUUUCGAUUUAAGUUAAAAGUGCAGUAUUGUCGCAUAUUAAUACUUAAAGUAACGUCAUAUUGCAUUGUUUACAUUUUUCCUUUUAAUUUAAUUUUCAAAUGUCAACUGACAGCGUCACAACAUUUUUAAAAGCUUUCAUGUAAUUUUUAAGUUCAAAAGAUUCAUACAAUGGCAACUUUUUGUGUUUUAGAUUAUUAAUUAGUUAUAUAAUGCCCAUUAUGACGCCGCUAAUCUAAGCAACUUAAUCCACUAUUAACCGUGAAGUAUAUAAUAGUAUUGUAUUUGGAAGGCCCAAUUAAUGGCACGAUACAAGUAUUUUGCUUUUAUAUGUUUCUUUGUGCAAAUCAUAAUAAAAUUGGCUGAUAAAUCUAUGGUAUGAUCAGUAGAAGUAAUGACGAACAUGGUAUUGCAAUUAAUCUCAAUUUGUAAUUUAGUUCAAUAAACUUGUAAGUGUAAUGUGUUAAUUAUGCGCAAUUAUAAAUAUACAUAUUAUAAGUUUAUAACUGUAAUUUGCUAAAAGUCAAAAUAUCUUCCAAAUUUUGGGCAAUAAUUGCAAAUUUAAUUAUUGAAAUUAGUUUAAUUAUAAUAUGAUAAAUAUUCAGCUGCGCAACCAUAUACCAAUACAUAUAAACAUUUGAAAGUACUCAUAAAUGGGUAUAUAGUGCAACUCAUUAAUAUUUAUUGCAAUAUGCGCUCACAAUUAUCGUCAUGAUGAGCUUAAUAAGAAUAAAACCUUACUUUCAACACAAAAGA